AUGUUCAGAAUAUGGAUAUACUUUGCUUUAAUUUAUUUGAUUCACAUAACUGUCAGCACAGCUAAUCAUCAACCAAGUGACUAUCCUGAUUCGGAACUAAUUGAUAUGGAUUUACCAUCGAGUGUUUCAAAGCCAUAUUAUACAUCUGAGAGUGAUUCCUAUGAAAAGAAUAAAGUUUUGAGUCGUAUAAGCAGAAUAGCACACAAGCGUGCACAACAUCUACUUAUCACACAUCUUGACCUUCCACGCAAUCUAAGGGGGUAUGACAAUAAUGAAAAUGAUUAUGGAUCUGAUACACCAGUGUAUUUCCAGAAACUUGUUAGUAAGGUUCAUCAGGCAUCAUUAAUGAGCCCUGAAAAACGUCUUUAUUCAUCAGAUGAUGUAGAGCUUAUAAAAAUAUUGAUUAACCUUAUUAAGCUUUUCAAAAAAAAGCGUGUUCAAAGAGUGAAACCGGUAGCUUUAGCUAAUCACAUUAUUAUGACCCGACCAGCUGUUCACAUCGAAACUUCAGCAGAACUUCCACCGCCAAAUGAUCUAAUUGAUUAUUGUAAAGAUCAGAAAACAUUAUCUUCUCCUAAGUCUACUUCGAUCGGUUUUCACGUUUCUAAAACUGCUUCAUUACCUCAUGUUAAUCCUACAGAGUCUUUGCAACAAACACCCCAGUCUUUUUCCACCGACUCCUCCAAACAUACGGACACUGUUAGUAAUGUUGAUGCAUCUCAUUUAAAAAUUAUGGCUACUCCUGUGUUAUCUCAAACUGGUUUUUCACAGCAACCUUCUAGUAUGCUUAACGGAAACUCUAUUGGCAAGCCAGAAACUGAAUAUUUCAUUACGGCACAGCAAGUAAGAAGUAACUUUCCUAGAAUGUCAGAAUUAAACCCGUUUGGAACCCCCCUUCACCUCACUUUUGGAGAAAAUGGUAAUUCUAUUCAUCCAGUUUACAAGUAUACACCAGUGUAUAAUCAUGCUGAAGCGUCAUCUUCAGUGUCCAUAAGACGACCAAAUAUCCUAACUGGCACUAGCAUAACUGAACUCCCAUCACCGAAGGAAACCCAUCUACAAGUAUCUCAGCAAAGCUCCCAAAAAGUCUUGACAAAUGAAUAUUCAUCGACUUCAACCUCUCCUGUAAACCAACCUGAUAAUCUCGAAAUUCAGCCAAUACACCAGGAGAAGCAGAUGUUGCAGCAACAAGAAGGUCAAUCACAUACAGUUAAGUUACCACAACAAUCACUGACACAAAAAUCAUCGCAAAUUUCUCCAGUCACGUCAACUCAACAACAUAUUCCUCCUAGUAGUAAAGAUUUCAGUCAUGCUAGCCAGUCAACUGAUGUGAAUAAUUUAUUAGUCACCCCUCAUACUCAAUUCCCUGGACAGCAAAAGCAACAAGUUGUUUCUCAGGAGUCUUCUCAUAAACCUAUUCAGCAAGCAUCAAAAACUUAUACUAACGUACCAUCACCGUUACCUCCAUCAGUACUUACUGUUUCGAAAAUUGGAGAUUAUGAUUGGCAUUAUAAUAUAUUUCAUCAAAUUAGGCCUCGACGAUGGAAUUUAAAGAAUUAUUCAAUCAAAAAAAAACUUCUUGAACAGAUCCAAAGAGUUUUAUCACAUUAA
This is a messenger RNA of Schistosoma rodhaini, 1611 nucleotides long. NCBI's taxonomy places the organism in Eukaryota, Metazoa, Platyhelminthes, Trematoda, Strigeidida, Schistosomatidae. The record is from the annotation of a GenBank genome assembly.